Messenger RNA from Salvelinus sp. IW2-2015, 1071 nucleotides. Its product is annotated as histone H3.3A. NCBI's taxonomy places the organism in Eukaryota, Metazoa, Chordata, Actinopteri, Salmoniformes, Salmonidae. Gene Ontology annotation, cellular component: nucleosome; nucleus. The record is from RefSeq and is a predicted model, not a curated record. Gene Ontology annotation, molecular function: structural constituent of chromatin; protein heterodimerization activity; DNA binding.
UUCCUACGGGGCGCCCUGUUCCCAUUGUGUGAGAGAUAGUAAAUACUGACACUGCUAGAAAACCAUAACAUUUAUUUCCUUGCGAAAAAACGUUUAUAUUCACGUCAGGUGAUAACUAACUUGUCAUGGCUCGUACCAAGCAGACCGCCCGUAAAUCCACUGGGGGAAAGGCUCCACGUAAGCAGCUGGCCACCAAGGCUGCCCGCAAGAGUGCACCGUCUACCGGUGGGGUCAAGAAGCCCCAUCGUUACAGGCCCGGCACCGUGGCCCUGCGUGAGAUCCGUCGGUACCAGAAGUCCACUGAGCUGCUGAUCCGCAAGCUGCCCUUCCAGCGCCUGGUGAGAGAGAUCGCUCAGGACUUCAAAACCGACCUGCGCUUCCAGAGUGCAGCGAUCGGAGCUCUUCAGGAGGCCAGCGAGGCAUACCUGGUGGGUCUGUUUGAGGACACCAACCUGUGUGCCAUCCAUGCCAAGCGUGUCACCAUCAUGCCCAAAGACAUCCAGCUGGCACGUCGCAUCCGCGGGGAGCGUGCUUAGCCCGCCCGCCCUCCUUUCCUUUUUCUCUUUAAUGUUUCACCUCUAUUCUCUUUGUUUCUUUAUCUCUCACUGUCCUCACUCCCUCAUUCGCCCCGCCCUUCCAUCUCACCCCCCAGCCCCCUCUCCCUGUUUUCUUCUUGGUAGACUUUAGAGUAACCGUGAUUAUGAUGAGAGAAACGUGUUGAAAAGUCUCGUCUCUCAUAGUUUUUGUCUUCAGCAGAUGUUUUAGGGUACCUUUUUCGUGCAUGUAGUAGGUGUCGCUGAUCAGACACACACACAGGUUUGUGCGUCCUCAGCUCUCAUAAAAUAAAACUCACUCACAUGCACAGGUGGGCAGACCAGAAGGGCAUCGCCCGGGGGCUAGUCUGCUUAAGGGGAGUGGCAACUUCCACAGCAGGGUGCUACUAAAACUAACCCCAGGGCUGUCGGUGUGUGUGUGUGUGUGUAAGCUCUGAUCAGCCAAGCAAAUUGUAUUCAACAGCAAACAAGUAUCAUCUUGGUUACUUAAAAAUAAUUCAUGAUUACUAUCAUUGUG